AUGGGCUGUCAGCGCGAGUUGGGGGGGAGGUAAACAAGAUGGCGACAACCUGAGUGGCAAGAGUAACACGAAGAGUCAGAAAAUUAACUGAUAUUUUGCUAGACCCAAGGGAAACAUUUGCUUCACCAAGACGGACACACGCAAAAGAAAUAAAACCUGCAACGGAAACAAGAAUCAUAUGGAUCUAGGCACCAGGCAGUAGGAACCGUGGUGGCAUGGAGGACACCUGAGGACGGUUGGACAACAUUGGAUGGUUCAGUCUGACCUCCAGGAGCCAGGCUGAUACCAGAGAUUGGGCUGAUACUGCUGCAUGCAUUUGGCUGUGGAUCUGUGCUUGGAUCCGGUCCUGUCCGGCUGUAACGUUACACACAUAUGUGUCCCAGGGAAACUAUGCUAUGAAGCAUGGACCUUUGACAGAAAUGCUGUGCUGCGUGGCCUUGAAGCAGGACUGGUUGCCUCUACCUAAGGCUGUAUGGUAUUAAAUUCAUAUACAGGCGAUUUAGAGUUAAGCAGAGAAGAAUAACAUUUUAGAAUCACAAUUUUUCUAAUUUCUGUUCAGCUGGCACUUGUCACAGAUGUAGUACAAAAUGUACAGUAUAAAGCACUAACUUGGCACUGGACCCAACAGGUUCUUCACCUCUGUUCGCACCUCUUGAGUAAAAAGAGCCCUAAUGUUUACAAAUUGGGAUUGAUCCCUCACCUCCUCCCUCGACUCUCAGGCCUGAUUACUCCCUCUCCCAUGUUCAGUAUUUUGUAAUUCAUCUGUAUUCCAUUUUGUGGAAUUCAAAUAUUCGGUUCAGAGCUGAAAGGUUACCAGUGGAUUACUCGCCAGCAGUCAUAGCUAUUUGCGAACAUUUUUGCACAGGAGGCUUAAACUGUGGCUGCCAUCAGUCAUGAGUACCGGCGAGCUGCAUCAUCUUGACUAUUUAAAUGAAAAUGAACUGAUGGAGAUGGAUACUUUCAUUCACCGCAUUGACUCGACAGAGGUGAUCUACCAGCCACGGAGGAAGAGGGCGAAGCUGAUAGGAAAGUACUUGAUGGGGGAUCUGCUAGGGGAGGGAUCUUAUGGCAAAGUGAAAGAGAUGCUGGACUCUGAGACACUUUGUCGCAGGGCUGUCAAAAUACUGAAGAAGAAGAAGCUGAGGAGGAUUCCCAAUGGAGAAGCCAAUGUGAAAAAGGAGAUUCAGCUGCUAAGAAGACUCCAACACAAGAACGUGAUUCAGUUGGUGGAUGUGCUCUACAAUGAAGAGAAACAGAAAAUGUAUAUGGUGAUGGAGUAUUGCGUUUGUGGGAUGCAAGAAAUGCUGGACAGCGUCCCAGAAAAAAGGUUUCCAGUAUUUCAAGCUCACGGGUACUUUUGCCAACUCUUAGAUGGCCUUGAAUAUUUGCACAGCCAGGGAAUAGUUCACAAAGACAUUAAACCAGGGAAUCUGCUCCUGACCACAGACGGGGCACUUAAAAUCUCCGACCUGGGAGUAGCAGAGGCCCUUCACCCAUUUGCAGAGGAUGACACAUGUCGCACCAGUCAGGGCUCUCCGGCCUUCCAGCCUCCAGAGAUUGCCAAUGGACUGGACACCUUUUCAGGGUUUAAAGUGGACAUUUGGUCUGCUGGAGUAACACUAUACAACAUUACAACGAGUCUGUAUCCGUUUGAGGGGGACAACAUCUAUAAGCUAUUUGAGAACAUUGGAAAGGGAGACUACACUAUUCCCGAGGAGUGUGGACCCCUCCUGUCAGACCUGCUGCGAGGAAUGCUUGAGUACGACCCUGCAAAGAGGUUUUCCAUACAGAACAUAAGGCAACACAACUGGGUGCGUAAGAAACACCCUCCGUCUGACCCCCCUGUACCCAUCCCUGCCAGCGCAGAGAGCAGGGAUCCUUGGCGGAGUAUGACAGUGGUACCCUACCUGGAGGAUCUGCACGGCUACACGGAGGAAGAUGAUGACGAGCUCUACGAUGGAGAGGAUGAGAUCAUAUACACUCAGGACUUCACAGUGCCAGGACAAGUGGCUGAAGAAGAUCGGGAUCAGGGGCACGCUGACCACAGUCCAGCUUUAGCCAAGCCAGUUUGUGUGAACGGGACAGAGGGCGGGUCACUGAACAGCAAGGCCAAAGCUGAGCGCAGGUCCUCGUCUUCAUCCAACCCCUCACGUAAAGGAGUCUCCACAGCCAGCAAGAUCCGCAAGCUCUCCACCUGCAAACAGCAAUGACCCCCUCCCCUUCCUCCCUCGGCAACAACCCACCUGGUGGGUUGAUCUGUCCCCGUCCUUCUGUGUCCAGAGUCCUCACAGUUGUGAGAGAAACCUGCUGACGUUAAUGCCCCCGUACCUCCUUGGACCACUGGCCUGCAGAGUCUUUUAAAAAUGCGGUAUGAGUGACGAGGAGGAGGAGGACAGCAUGAAAUGUUCUUUUUGCUCUGAGACUGAAGCACUGGCUGUGAAGAUGGUGUAUUUUUUUUCUCCAAUAUUUUGGCUCCUUUCAACUCCUGUCAUCUAGUCAUUUCCCCUCUCCAUCCUGUCAUCCUCUUAGGAGGACCAAGUGUUGCACCGGACAUUAAAAGCACCAUCACCCCCUGUACCCCACCCAUCCACCCCCUCUACGCCACCUUCUGUUUCUUUGACUACCUUUGUUUUUACAGAACCCUAAUGGCAGUUUUUAAGACACAUUGUGAUGUGUAAAAAAUUAAAGAGGAAAAAAAAAGAUUAAAGUUAUGAAUAAUUCUAUAUUUAAAUCUAUGAUGAGAAUAAUUAUGAUAGUACUACCACCAACAUAUAAAACUGCAUGCUGUACAGAGCUGAAAGAAAGGGAAAGUGCUUGGUUUGUGGUCAGACUGACAGACUGAAGCCUUGAGAUCCACCGCUGACCUGUUCGGGAUUUUUGAUUUCCAUUUAGGUUUUGUUUUUUGUUUUUUUCUUUUGUUUUGUUUUUUCCAAUGAAUAUUUUUUAAUUAUUAUUUAUAUAAAAUAUGUCCCAAACAG
Messenger RNA from Siniperca chuatsi (mandarin fish), 2978 nucleotides. RefSeq names its product serine/threonine kinase 11 (gene stk11). Gene Ontology annotation, cellular component: cytoplasm. The record is from RefSeq and is a predicted model, not a curated record. Gene Ontology annotation, molecular function: protein kinase activator activity; protein serine/threonine kinase activity; ATP binding. The transcript is spliced from 11 exons. Gene Ontology annotation, biological process: regulation of cell growth; glucose homeostasis; intracellular signal transduction. NCBI's taxonomy places the organism in Eukaryota, Metazoa, Chordata, Actinopteri, Centrarchiformes, Sinipercidae. The coding region runs from base 894 to 2210 and encodes 438 amino acids.